AUGUCCAAAUAAUUAUUAUAUAUAUCAUUAAUUCAUGAAAAUAUUUUGCUGUUUGCAACUUUGGGUUACUUUUUGUUACAGACUAAUCUCAAAACCCAUUUGAUUUUAAGAAAUAAUUGUUUUGCAAAAACAACUCCAAGACACAUAAUCAAAAAGGCCAUUUAAAUAAAACCUAAAAUAAUUUUUUUUUCAUAAGAAAUAGAAAUCUGACCAAAAAUGCUGAAGUAUGGAAGUAAGCUUAAACUAAAAACCGCUAAAACACCUUCAACGAUUAUGUAUAUAAUUCUAUCGAAUUAAGAACAUAAUUUAUAUUUAUAGAUUAUACAGCAUUAAGUUAUACUGCUAAAAGAUAUUAGUAAGCAUUGCAAAAUUUAUUAUUCUUAGAAUAGUACCAGCACGAUAUGGAAAAAUAUAGAUCUGGAAAUGUCUAAGCCAAUAAAUUUUAUCUCUAGCUUUGCCAUUUGACUUUUUUUAUUGUGAUUGCUGCAUAAACUAAAAGAUUUUAAUAAUAAGCUAAUGAAGGUGAUAAAUAUUAAAGUUGCAAAACAGUUAGUUAAAAUGCUCCUAAAAUUAUCCAUUUGAUUAUAAUGAAGUUACAAAAUCACUUUAAAUAUUAAAUCCCAUGA
Paramecium octaurelia is the source of this 626-nucleotide messenger RNA. The record is from the annotation of a GenBank genome assembly. NCBI's taxonomy places the organism in Eukaryota, Ciliophora, Oligohymenophorea, Peniculida, Parameciidae.